Molecule: messenger RNA, 3313 nt
Organism: Sycon ciliatum
Lineage: Eukaryota; Metazoa; Porifera; Calcarea; Leucosolenida; Sycettidae
Product: probable serine/threonine-protein kinase DDB_G0278901
Exons: 6
Coding region: 157-2862 (901 amino acids)
Biological process (GO): protein phosphorylation
Molecular function (GO): protein binding; protein tyrosine kinase activity; ATP binding
Source: RefSeq, a predicted model, not a curated record
GCUUAGCGGACUACGGUCGGUCAACAACAACUGAACUAGAAUAUCAGUAUCAGUUACGGAGUUUGUAAACCAAUUGCCCACUUCGACACGUCUCGACUUCAUUGUCCUUCGUUCUUGUUGAUUCAGUGAGUACAAUGUUCAUGUUGCUCUAGCGUUAUGGAGCUGGAAGCUUUGCCAUUGAUGAGAGAGUUAGGCCUGACAAAUCAGGAUAUUGUUUUCUUGGGAGAAGUGCGAGUGAGGCAAGAAGAUGAACUUGGUCGUGGCUCCGAUGCACUCGUGUACCGGCUGAACUGGCAGGGAAUAGAUAUCGCCCUGAAGGUUCUGCAUCCCAUUUUGAUUGAGCCUGGUGUUCUGGACCGGGAGAGGAAAAUCCGUUCAUUCGGCCAAGAGGUAUUCCGUCUCAGUCGCAUCCACCACCCCAACCUAUGUCAAUUGCUGGGCAUUGCCAGGGUUGGGCGAAACGCUGCUCUCGCGUUGGAGUUGCUGACUUCGACGUUGGAAGAGUUGAGUAUUGGUGAGGGUCGGGAGGAUGGCUUGAAGUUGAUCGGCUACCUCUGCGACACGUCGGCUGGUAUCAGAUACCUGCACGUUCGUGGUAUAAUCCACCGGGACCUCGCACCGAAGAAUGUGAUGAUCAAGAACGGAGUCGCAAAGGUAUGCGAUUUUGGUGUGGCGAAAUUCGUACGUUUGGCAUCCCCUCGUCAACAGCAGCACCAGGUGCAGGCGGCUCGAAUGGACAUGACCCGUUGCCCCGGAACGCUGGUUUUUAUGCCACCGGAGGCUAUGGUAGAGGAACCAGACUAUGAUCGUCCGCUGGAUAUCUUCUCGUUGGGAGUUACGCUACUGGCUGUUAUCACUGGUGUUAUGCCUGGGAUCGACCUGAUCAAUGCCCCGUCCAUUGUAAUCGUCCGCGACACCGCCAGUGGACGGGAAACGACGCAGGUGGUGGCGGAGACAAGACGGCGUGCUGCUUAUCUGCGGCGACUGGCAGAUGACCACCCACUGAAGCCGCUAGCAGUUCGCUGCCACUCCAAUGAACCGAGCGAGCGACCGACCGCCGAGGAAGUACACGAGGAGAUGAAGCGAGUGUUGCAGCUAUUCACCAGCCUUUCGUCGCCUCAUCCUUCCAAUGUACCACCGGCUGUUGUACGUCGACUGGACUCUAUCUCCGAACAGCUAGCCGAGCAAGCUACGUCCAUCACCGCGCUGUCCGCGCGGAGUGAUACGCUAGAGGAACAGCUCACAGCGGCCAUUACCAACAACCAGACCACGACACCACAACAACUGAUGGAAACACAACAACAACUUGCAACGGCCAUUACAAACAACCAGGCAACGACACACCAACAACUUACGAUCAUCACCAACAACCAGACAGCGACACAACAACAACUGACUGCCACGCAGCAACAACUGACUGCUACUCAACAAGAAGUAUCCACUUUACGCAACGAACAAACCACCACUAGACACCAAGUACAAGCUCUGACCGACCGGCUGAAUGGUACAAACGACCGGCUCGACCACCAGACAACCACACUGACUGACCAACUCAGUGAUACAAACCAACGGCUCCAUCAACAAACAACCACACUGACACAGACUUCCCUACAAAUCUCUUCACUGCGUGACCAAGUUUCUUGUGUCUCUGACCAGCUGUCAAGGUUGUCUGCUUCAACCCAUCAGCUGCAGGUAUCCGCUCCAAGGCCUGCCACUGUACCAGGCGGCCGGUCAGGUUCUGCCACUGCCUCUGCUACAACCGCUAGGCUGCAGGUAUCCGCUCCAAGUCCUGCCACUGUACCAGGCGGCCGGUCAGGUUCUGCCACGGCCUCUGCUACAACCGCUAGGGCGAAAGCUACAGCAGCUGCAAGCACAACCGAAUCAGCCGUUGGUAGAGGAUAUCAUCUCUUACCUGCUAUGCCAACACCAACUCAGCUUGCAAACAUCAAGAAACGCAGAGAGUGGCAAAAGUUAGAAGUACGGCAGCAUGGCAAACAUGCCCUAGUAGCUACGUACAGUGACAAACUGGUUGCCGUGUGGUCUGAUGGUGUGGACGUCACAAAGAUCAUGGAGACAACAGACCUGCAGACAUGGCGCAGUAUUGACCUACCACGUGAAUACAGUAAGCUGGCUGUCCCAUCACUGGCAUCCCAUGGUGGUAUGCUGUACAUGCACUGUACCACACUCCCCAAGAGCACCACCAGGGGUGUGCGCUCUAUUCUGCAGUACUGCGACACACCAGAUAACGGUGAUGGCAGCCGCGGUGGUGGUGGUCGUCGUCGUCAAUGGGCCAAAGUUACGGACGUCCCGUCGCACUGUAGCCAUACCUGGUGUACUCUACAUGCAUGUGAUGAUGCUAUUUCUCUAUAUGGUGGCAAGCAUCGUGGAACAAAGCACAAACAUGUUAGUACCUACUCGAAGUGUUCUCUAGCUAGCAAGCAGUGGAGCUCUUCUUCAUCAUCCAAUACUAGCCUAGUAUUACCUUCAUUGCCACUACCAUGCUACAGUGCAUCACUUGUCACAUUCCCUGAUUCACUGUACUUAGUUGGUGGCGAUACAGGUUGUUUCUUCCAACACCAUGAUGGUAGGUGGGUUUCCACCAGUCCACCGGAUGGUGUUGAGCUGAAGUUUAGUGCAGCAUGCGCGCUGUCUGAGCAUAGCAUGGUUAUUUGCCCACGCACUCCUGCUGCUGAGUGUGUUGUACAUGAUAUUCUAUCUGGUCAGAGCUAUCCACUACCCGCUAUCCCUGCGGUGAGUAGGUGCACUCCAUCUCUCAUACUUUUUGGCAGUACCCUGGUACGCAGUGUAGCUGGUUUUGGCAGUUGUCCUGCUGCUCUGUACACACUGGAUAUGAGUGUGUGAGUGUAGUAGGUUACUAACUACAGUCAAUCACUGAUGAUAACUACAGUAUGCAAACUGUACUGCUUUUCACUUUCUUUCUGAUUAUCAGAAAUUUAAAAUCUUUGUUUUCACAUCACCGUCUGGCCGUCAAGUAAUUGUCUAGGUUUAUUCUGCCUCAUCCCCUGUAACAUAUACCCAGAUCUUUGUCCGUGAAUAUCACUCUUACCUGUACAUAAAAACUCAUGUCCCAACUCAAUCUGCGCCGGACAGAACUGUUUCGUCUUUCAUACUCAUUAUUUAUUUUUAUGUCUCUUUUUUUAAACUCUCUUUUAUUAUAAAUUCUACUUAUACCUUUAAGUAGAAAAGGGUUUUUCCCUGAACUUUUUCUUUCAGGAAAUAUUCUUUCACAAUGCCAUACCCGCCCUUUUCUUGAUGCCUCCGCAGCGGCCAUGUGAAUUUGGAGCUGAUAACU